Messenger RNA from Lytechinus pictus (painted urchin), 405 nucleotides. RefSeq lists its product as uncharacterized. Bases 1 to 405 code for a protein of 134 amino acids. Lineage: Eukaryota; Metazoa; Echinodermata; Echinoidea; Temnopleuroida; Toxopneustidae. The record is from RefSeq and is a predicted model, not a curated record. The transcript has 2 exons.
AUGAAUUUCGGUUUUACAUCUUCUAUCAAUAGCAAUGAGUGUAAUGGUGGUGGUUGUGACGAUGGCGUUGGUGGUUAUUGUGGUGAAGGUGGUGGUGGUAGUGGUGAUGGUGGUGAAAGUGGUAAUGAUGGUGGUGUUGGUUGGGCGGCUGUAGAGAUGAUGUUCACAUCUACUGAAGAUAGCUUUGAGGUCCAUGGUGGUGGUGUUGGUUACGACGGUGGCGUUAAUGGUUAUUGGGGUGGAGGUGUUGGUUGUGGGGGUAAUGGUGAUGAUGAUGGUGGUGGUGCAAGUGGUAAUGGUGGUGGUGGAUGUGGUGAUGGUAGUGGGGAUGGUGGUGAUAGUGGUGGUGAUGAUUGCGGCGGCUGGAGUAAUGAUGGUGAUGCAAAUUUGUGGCUGUGGUUGUGA